GAGUGUCGUGCGCAACAUGGCGGCGCCCAGAGAGGGUGAGGGUGCCGGCGACCGGUGAGGAGGUUUGUGGAGUCCGAGCACGCGACGUGUGGUCCCUCCGCUCCGUGUUCCCCGUGCUCUGGUCUCGAGCGGUCGUUCUCUGAGGCCCCCGCGCGAUGUGGAGGAGCUGCCUUAGGCUGCGGGACGUGGGGCGUCGCCUCCUGAACCUGCCCCGAAGUGGCCUCACCGCCUCCGAGGGGCUGGGGCCAAAGCCCCCUACCCCCAUCCGGGCCUACGUGCCCCCGGCAGAAAGGAAGAGGUUCUAUCAGAAUGUCAGCAUCUCACAGGGUGAAGGUGGCUUCGAGAUAAACCUGGACCACAGGAAGCUGAGGACACCCCAAGGCAAGCUCUUCACUGUCCCCAGCGAGGCCCUGGCCAUUGCCGUGGCCACUGAGUGGGACUCCCAGCAGGACACCAUCAAGAUGUACACCAUGCACCUGACCACACUGUGCAACACGUCUCUGGACAACCCCACCCAGCGGGACAAGGACCAGCUCAUCCGGGCAGCCGUGAAGUUCUUGGACACCGACACCGUCUGCUACAGGGUGGAAGAACCAGAGACGCUGGUGGAGCUGCAGAGGAAUGAGUGGGACCCAGUCAUCAGCUGGGCCGAGAAGAGAUACGGCGUGGAGAUCGGCUCUUCCACCAGCAUCACGGGGCCCAGCAUCCCCGCCCGGACUCGGGAGGUGCUGGUCAGCCACCUGGCCUCUUACAACAUGUGGGCCCUGCAGGGGAUUGAGUUUGUGGUGACCCAGCUCAAGUCCCUGGUGCUGACCUUGGGCCUGACGGACCUGCGCCUGACGGUGGAGCAGGCUGUCCUGCUGUCGCGCCUGGAGGAGGAGUACCAGAUCCAGAAGUGGGGCAACAUCGAGUGGGCCCACGACUACGAGCUGCAGGAGCUGCGGGCACGCACGGCCGCCGGCACCCUCUUCGUGCAUCUCUGCUCCGAGAGCACGGUCGUCAAGCACAAGCUGCUGCAGGGGUGAUGCCGGCCUCAGCCUGAGAUGGAGAUGCUGUGGCCAGCGGAGGCCAGUGUGGGCUGAGCCAGCGCGCGGGUACCAGUGACUGGUUAUACUAAACAUUCCUCCACCUGGAACUGAGAGGAGCUGCCACUUGUCUUGUUCCUACUGUCAUGUCUGGGUCCCGGAGGCCACCCCGCUGACCUGCAGGACACUCACUGCCCAGCAGGACUUUCUUGUCUGGGAGGUCUUAGUGGCCCUCAAACUUUUUUUCCCCUGGUUUUUAAUCAAACUUUUAAAGUGAA
Molecule: messenger RNA, 1303 nt
Organism: Bubalus bubalis (water buffalo)
Lineage: Eukaryota; Metazoa; Chordata; Mammalia; Artiodactyla; Bovidae
Gene: ATPAF2
Product: ATP synthase mitochondrial F1 complex assembly factor 2
Exons: 8
Coding region: 156-1025 (289 amino acids)
Biological process (GO): mitochondrial proton-transporting ATP synthase complex assembly
Cellular component (GO): mitochondrion
Source: RefSeq, a predicted model, not a curated record